CGUGUUCUCGCGAUAGCGAGUGAGCGGGACGCGCGCAGGAGAGGAGCAGCAGUGAUGGCGGACGCGGAGCUGAAUGACACUAAACAAGAGGAAUCAAGCGAUUCUCCCACUGAUGAGACAGAAGCGGAGCCCCAGCAGACAAAGGAGAACUCCAAUGGCGUUAAAACUGACGCCGAGGACAAGCCGGAGCCCAAAGAGAAGAGCCGAAAGUCUCAGCGCUACCAUCCCUACAAAGAGCGUCACGCCGGCGGCUCGGCGGACAAGAAGCCCGCUCACAGGAACCGGGUGUUCAUUAGCAAUAUCCCUUAUGAUAUGAAGUGGCAGGCAAUUAAAGAUCUAAUGCGUGAGAAAGUUGGUGAGGUUACAUACGUGGAACUCUUUAAGGAUGGAGAAGGAAAGUCAAGGGUAAGUGUUGUGGUUGAGUUCAAAGAUGAAGAGUUUGUGAAGAAAGCCAUCGAGGUCAUGAGCAAACACGAUCUGAACGGACGGCCGCUGAACAUCAAGGAGGAUCCCGACGGGGAGCACGCGCGGCGCGUCCUGCAGAGAUCAGGCCGGAUGUUCGGAGCGGGCCGAGGGCAGGACACCGGGGUAAACAUCCCUCCCUCCAUCGCCAACAACCCCAACAUCCCUCCGGAGAUCCUGAGCGCGCUGCAGGCCGGACGGCUCGGGACCACCGUCUUCAUUGCCAACCUGGACUUUAAGGUGGGCUGGAAGAAGCUGAAGGAAGUGUUCAGUAUGGCAGGGACGGUGAGGAGAGCCGACGUCAAAGAAGACAAAGACGGGAAGAGCCGAGGCAUGGGGACCGUCACCUUCGAGCAGCCGCUGGAGGCCGUCCAGGCCAUCUCUAUGUUCAACGGUCAGAUGCUGUUCGACAGACAGAUGCACGUCAAAAUGGAUGAUAAAUCACUUCCUCCAGAUGACUUCCGUCCUGCAGAGAAACCGCCGCAGUUACCCAGAGGUCUGGGCGGCAUCGGGAUGGGUUUGGGUCCCGGCGGUCAGCCAAUCAAUGCCAACCGUCUGAGUGGAGGAGCCCCUGGAGGGAUGGACGCGCCGGGAUGCAGCAACAUGAACCGCAUGAGUGGGAUGGGCGCAGGCUUCUCCGGGAUGGACUGUAUGGGUGGAAUGGGAGGAUUUGGAGGCAGAGACAUGGCACCCAUGGGACGAAUGGGAGAUGUGUAUCGCUCUGGAAUGGGAGGAGGGAUGGACAGAGACUUCGGCAGAGGAGACAUGGGAAUGAGCCGGCCCUUCGGAGACUCGUUUGGAGGUGGAGGAUAUGCAGGAAUGGGGAAUGCUGGGAUGGGACCCAUGGGCUCUGGAUUAGGAGGCGGAGUCAUGGGGAAUAUGGGAAUGGAUCGCAUGAACUCCGGCUUCGACCGGAUGGGCGGGAACAUGGACAUGGGGCGUGGCUUCGGACAGUAUGGAGGCGGGUCGGGUCACAUGGGUGGAAUGAGUGACAGGGGGGCGGGGUCUAAGGCCGGAUGCCAGAUCUUUGUGAGAAACCUCUCGUACGAUCUGACCUGGCAGAAGCUCAAGGAGAAGUUCAGUCACUGUGGUCAGGUGAUGUACGCCGAGAUCAAGAUGGAGAACGGCAGAUCUAAAGGCUGCGGCACGGUGCGCUUCGACUCUCCUGAGAGCGCAGAGAAAGCCUGCAGGAUGAUGAACGGAACCAAGAUCAACGGACGAGAGGUCGACGUCCGUAUCGACCGCAACGCUUGACUCACACACACACACACACACACACACACACAGAGGCCAGCUUUUGUUUUGUUUUAAAAACAUCAUGACUGUCAUAUCAGCGAUCUCACCAGCUUCAGCUCCACGUGUUAGAGACCACCUUCACUUUUGCUUUCUUUUGUAAAACAUUUUAAUUUGUGGGACGUCUGUCUCUGACUACAUUUUAAGAAAUAAAAAGCUGGCUGUUGUAAA
Messenger RNA from Carassius gibelio (silver crucian carp), 1926 nucleotides. RefSeq names its product myelin expression factor 2 (gene myef2). Lineage: Eukaryota; Metazoa; Chordata; Actinopteri; Cypriniformes; Cyprinidae. The transcript has 16 exons. Gene Ontology annotation, cellular component: post-mRNA release spliceosomal complex; nucleus; cytoplasm. Bases 55 to 1716 code for a protein of 553 amino acids. Gene Ontology annotation, biological process: regulation of mRNA stability involved in response to oxidative stress. The record is from RefSeq and is a predicted model, not a curated record. Gene Ontology annotation, molecular function: mRNA binding.